AGAGAGAGAAAGGGAGGAACACCAUUUUUGCCGCCCCAGUCUCUCUCUGUAGGGUUUUCAGGACGGAAAAACUACUGCAAAGUCGGUCAGUCGUGCCGGAGUCGUCUGCUCGGCCAGUCGUUCGUCCAUUUAGAAAUUUAAUCAAAAAAUCCCUCAAAUCAAAAAGGAAAAAAAAAGAAUAAGGAAGAAAAAGAAGGAACAGUUUUCUUCGUUUGGUGUCGGCUGUUUCGGUGGGGUUUCUCGUCUGUGUGCGAGUGUGUUUUUAGUGUGUGGGCCGGCAGUCGAGAGAGAUUGAAAAUUUUUUUUUCUAACUUAACGUCUACUAGGAAAUAUAAUUGAUUGAAAAACUGCUUCAAACUCGAUCAAGGAAUACAUACAAAAUUGUGACUUGUGUGUGGGUGGUGCCUUUUUAACUCAUUUUUCGAUCCCCCUGCAAUUUCUUGGGGAGAAUAAAAAGUCGAAUAUCAUUAUUUUGUAUCGUCUGAAAUAAUAAUCCAGCGGUGAUUAUCUCAAAUCUUCAAUCAUGGCGGAGUACGGUCGUGCGGAUUCGUACCGGACGGCUACCACAGCCACCUUACCCGACGACUGCCUCCGAGCCGAUGGUGCUGCCAAGUAUCGGCGAAAGGAUGCGGCUCCUGGCAAGAAAGCCACCAAAAAGGGUGGCAAAGACAUGAACGAGUUGAAGCAGGAAUUGGACAUCGACGACCACAAGAUUCCCAUCGAGGAGCUCUACCAACGACUGAGCACCAAUCCCGAGACGGGCUUGACUACAGCGCAAGCUAAGGCCAUCUUUGAGCGCGACGGCCCCAAUGCUCUGACGCCGCCGAAAACGACGCCGGAAUGGGUGAAAUUCUGCAAGAACCUCUUUGGCGGAUUUUCCAUGCUUCUCUGGGUCGGAGCCAUCCUUUGCUUCGUCGCCUAUUCGAUCGAAGUCAGCACCGAAGAGGAUGUCCUCGGCGACAACUUGUACUUGGGCAUCGUGUUGACGGCCGUGGUGGUGGUGACGGGCGUCUUCUCUUACUACCAGGAGAGCAAGAGCAACAAGAUUAUGGAGUCGUUCAAGAACAUGGUGCCGCAGUACGCCGUCGUGGUGCGCGAGGGUCUCAAGCAGACGAUGAAGGCCGAGGAGAUUUGCAUCGGCGACAUUGUCGAAGUCAAAUUUGGCGACCGCAUUCCGGCCGACAUCCGCAUCAUCGAGGCCCGCAGCUUCAAGGUGGACAACUCGUCGCUGACAGGCGAGUCUGAACCGCAGAGCCGCAGCAGCGAAUUCACCAAUGAAAAUCCGCUCGAGACCAAGAACUUGGCUUUCUUCUCCACCAAUGCCGUUGAAGGUACCGCUCGCGCCAUCGUCAUCAGCAUCGGCGACAACACGGUGAUGGGUCGCAUCGCUGGUUUGACAUCCGGUUUGAGCUCUGGAGAGACGCCCAUCGCCCGUGAGAUUGCCCAUUUCAUCCACUUGAUUACGGGAGUGGCCGUCUUCCUCGGCGUCACUUUUUUCGUCAUCGCCCUCAUCCUUGGAUACCAGUGGCUGGACGCCGUCAUCUUUCUCAUCGGCAUCAUCGUGGCCAACGUGCCGGAAGGUCUCCUCGCCACCGUUACCGUCUGCUUGACGCUGACGGCCAAGCGCAUGGCCAGCAAGAACUGCCUGGUCAAGAACUUGGAAGCCGUCGAAACUCUUGGCUCGACGUCCACCAUCUGCUCAGACAAGACGGGCACUUUGACUCAGAACCGGAUGACCGUUGCCCACAUGUGGUUCGACGGGCAGAUUAUCGAAGCCGACACUACUGAAGAUCAAUCUGGUGCCCAGUACGACAAGACGAGCAGCGGCUGGAAGGCUCUCUCCCGCGUUGCUGGACUGUGCAGCCGCGCUGAAUUCAAGCCCGGCCAGGACAACAUUCCCAUUUUGAAACGCGAAGUCAACGGUGACGCCUCUGAAGCCGCUCUGCUCAAGUGCAUUGAGCUGGCCACUGGCGAGGCCAUGGCCAUCCGGGCUCGCAACAAAAAGGUGUGCGAAGUUCCGUUCAACUCGACCAACAAGUACCAGGUGUCGCUGCACGACAAUGAGGACAAGAACGACGGCCGUUACUUUUUGGCCAUGAAGGGAGCGCCCGAGCGCAUCCUGGACGUUUGCUCGACCAUCCUGCUCAACGGCGUUGAGAAGCCGCUGGACAACGAGAUGAGGGACGCUUUCAACACGGCCUACAUGGAGCUGGGCGGUCUCGGCGAGCGAGUCCUGGGCUUUUGCGACACUCUCCUGCCCCUGGACAAGUUCCCCAAGGGAUACGCUUUCAACGCUGACGAUCCCAACUUCCCGCUGACUGGACUCCGCUUCGUCGGACUCAUUUCCAUGAUUGAUCCGCCCCGCGCUGCCGUUCCCGACGCCGUCGCCAAGUGCCGUUCCGCCGGAAUUAAAGUCAUCAUGGUGACUGGUGACCACCCCAUCACUGCCAAAGCCAUCGCCAAAUCCGUCGGCAUUAUCUCUGAGGGUAACGAAACGGUCGAGGACAUGGCCCAGCGGCUCAACAUCCCCGUCGAGGAAGUGGACAAGCGUCUGGCUAAGGCGGCCGUCGUUCACGGCGGUGAGCUCCGAGACAUGGACAGCGACGAUUUGGACGACGUUCUACGCAACCACACUGAAAUUGUCUUUGCCCGCACGUCGCCCCAGCAGAAGCUCAUCAUCGUCGAGGGUUGCCAGCGGCUGGGCGCCAUCGUGGCCGUCACUGGUGACGGUGUCAACGAUUCGCCCGCUCUCAAGAAGGCCGACAUUGGUGUUGCUAUGGGUAUCGCCGGCUCUGACGUCUCGAAACAGGCGGCCGACAUGAUUUUGUUGGACGACAACUUUGCCUCGAUCGUGACGGGCGUCGAGGAGGGCCGUCUCAUCUUUGACAAUUUGAAGAAAUCCAUCGCCUACACGCUGACUUCCAACAUCCCCGAGAUCUCGCCCUUUUUGCUCUUCAUCUGCUGCGACAUCCCACUGCCGCUGGGCACCGUCACCAUCUUGUGCAUCGAUUUGGGUACCGACAUGGUCCCAGCUAUUUCCCUAGCCUACGAGGAGGCCGAAUCGGAUAUCAUGAAACGUCGGCCGAGAAAUCCAUUCACCGACAAACUGGUGAACGAAAGGCUGAUUUCCAUGGCCUACGGCCAAGUCGGCAUGAUCCAAGCAUCAGCUGGCUUCUUUGUCUACUUUGUCAUCAUGGCCGAAAACGGAUUCCGGCCCGACUUGCUCUUCGGCAUCCGCAAGAACUGGGACUCGCGUGCCGUCAAUGAUCUCCAGGACUCGUACGGACAAGAAUGGACUUACGACGCCCGUAAGCAAUUGGAAUACACCUGCCACACGGCCUUUUUCGUGUCGAUCGUCGUGGUGCAGUGGGCCGAUUUGAUUAUUUGCAAGACCCGACGCAACUCGAUCGUCCACCAGGGCAUGCGCAAUCACGUCCUCAACUUUGGCCUCCUGUUCGAGACGGCCAUGGCAGCCUUCCUUUCGUACACGCCCGGCAUGGACAAGGGUCUACGCAUGUACCCUUUGAAGAUCAAUUGGUGGCUGCCGGCCAUUCCUUUCUCGAUAUUGAUCUUCGUCUACGACGAGUGCCGUAAAUUCAUCCUGCGUCGCAAUCCAGGCGGAUGGGUCGAGCGAGAGACGUACUAUUAGAAAACGUCCGGAGAAGCCAAGCGACAAAAGGGGAAGAAAUGAGAAGAAAGAGCAGCAACACUCGACCGUCAUCAAGAGGCGAAGCUUACAGCGUUGCGACCUGCCAAUUCAUUUAAUUAGCGAAAAAUUGAAGGAUCCCUCCACCUCCCGCCACCCCACACACACCGCCCCCCUCCACACCGCCCUCUUUGAAUCUCUUAAAACGAAAGGGUAUUUUUUUCAUUUCAUUUCUCUUUUUUAAAUUAAAAGCUGAAAUUCGCUAUGACACAUUUUCACACACACACACACGGUGGGUUCAAACAAAAAAAGAAAACAAUAAGUUAAAUUUAACACCCACAUCGCAUUUUUUGACACAAUUGUCUCUCGCUGUCGGUCGGGACUCUAAUCGCAGUGCAAUUUUGGGACUGGACCGACUUGAUGGCGUUUGUCAUUUGUUUUUUCUCUCUUUCUCUCUCUGGCCCACCACCCACCUCCCUCCUGAAUCUCUGAAAUUCUUUUGCAGGUAGACAAUAACAAAGAAGUAAAAAACAAAAAAGAAAUGAAGAAACCAGA
This is a messenger RNA of Daphnia pulex (common water flea), 4201 nucleotides long. Its product is annotated as sodium/potassium-transporting ATPase subunit alpha-B-like. Gene Ontology annotation, molecular function: ATP binding; ATP hydrolysis activity; P-type sodium:potassium-exchanging transporter activity. NCBI's taxonomy places the organism in Eukaryota, Metazoa, Arthropoda, Branchiopoda, Diplostraca, Daphniidae. Gene Ontology annotation, cellular component: membrane. The transcript has 14 exons. The record is from RefSeq and is a predicted model, not a curated record. Gene Ontology annotation, biological process: intracellular potassium ion homeostasis; intracellular sodium ion homeostasis; proton transmembrane transport. The coding region runs from base 524 to 3649 and encodes 1041 amino acids.